AAAUUUUUCCCUGUCUGAUUUUUGGAUUUCUUUUUAAACUCAUGAAAAAUGGCAACAGCAGCCUACGUGGAUCAUUUUGCAGCCGAGUGCCUUGUUUCUAUGUCCAGUCGUGCUAUUAUCCAUAGCCCCAAAGGGGAGUCCGAUUCUCAACCUGAUGCAGCAGAACUGCCUUCCUCCAAUGGAGACGAUACGCGUGAAGCCAGGGAGCCUGGGAAGGACAAUGGAUCCUCACUACUUGUGGUAGCCAGCAUUCUGGCAGAUCUGAACCAGCACGUCCCAAACUCACCUGCUCUUCGGACAGAAAAACCAGAGACCUUUGAUAUCACAGAACAAAUACACAUUUCUAUUGCUCCUACGGAGUUUGGGGAAGAAAGUGUGUCCUCGGCUGGUAAGCGUGGAGGAGGAAAAGCAGCCACACCUACUGCCCUGGCUGCAGUAACCGAGUCAAGUCCCAGACAAAAGAACAAGCGUGGGAGAAGCUGGACUGACCCCGGAUCACCCCAGAAAAAGCACAAAUGCCACUAUGUGGGGUGUGAAAAAGUUUAUGGCAAAUCUUCCCAUCUUAAAGCUCAUCUAAGGACCCACACAGGCGAGCGGCCCUUCGAGUGCAGCUGGCAGGGCUGCAACAAGAAGUUUGCGCGCUCCGACGAGCUGGCCCGCCACUACCGCACGCACACCGGUGAGAAGAGGUUCGGCUGCCCGCUCUGCGAGAAGCGCUUCAUGCGCAGCGACCACCUGACGAAGCACGCGCGGCGCCACGCCGACUUCCAGCCCGGCAUGCUGCCGCGCCGCGGAGGCAGCGGCUCCCGCACCGGCUCCCUCAGCGACUACAGCCGCUCGGACGCCUCCAGCCCCACCACCAGCCCCGCCAGCUCCCCGUAG
Molecule: messenger RNA, 882 nt
Organism: Nothoprocta perdicaria
Lineage: Eukaryota; Metazoa; Chordata; Aves; Tinamiformes; Tinamidae
Gene: KLF13
Product: Kruppel like factor 13
Exons: 2
Coding region: 49-882 (277 amino acids)
Biological process (GO): regulation of transcription by RNA polymerase II
Molecular function (GO): DNA-binding transcription factor activity, RNA polymerase II-specific; RNA polymerase II cis-regulatory region sequence-specific DNA binding
Source: RefSeq, a predicted model, not a curated record